This is a messenger RNA of Cyanidioschyzon merolae strain 10D, 852 nucleotides long. Its product is annotated as probable phosphoribosylanthranilate isomerase. Gene Ontology annotation, biological process: L-tryptophan biosynthetic process. The record is from RefSeq and is a predicted model, not a curated record. Gene Ontology annotation, molecular function: phosphoribosylanthranilate isomerase activity. The coding region runs from base 1 to 852 and encodes 283 amino acids. The transcript has a single exon. Lineage: Eukaryota; Rhodophyta; Bangiophyceae; Cyanidiales; Cyanidiaceae.
AUGCUCGGACGCAACCAGCAUCCACUGGCGUUCGCUGCCUCAGCUGUGGUGCCAGGCUCACGUGCUCAGGCGCUAAAGAGUUUGAAAGUUUGUGGGGUCACCAGCGCAGAGGAUGCAACCUGGAUUUUAGAGACCAUUCAGCGACGACUUUCCGUUCAAGUCUGGAUAGGUUGUGUGUUGUGGCCGCACUCGCGACGUUGCGUCUCGGUGAGGGAGGCUCGCGACAUCGCUGCUGCUGUUCGCGAGACGGCAGCAAAGCUGGGAACGCCCGCUCGGACGGUGGCUGUGUUUGUUGAUGAGGACUUGUCUCGAAUACGACAGGUAUGCACCGACGCGUCGAUAAACGUUGCUCAGCUGCAUGGGUCCCUGGACUGGCAGGAGCAUGUGCUCCGAGCGGUGGACUCCUGGCCUUCCUGGUUGGACUACGCUCGUGUUCUGCGGCCCGAUGAAGCAGCACAGGAGCCAUCGAAGCGAGCGAUAACAACCGCUGAUGGACGUCCACCCUGCUAUACGUUGAUCGACCCAGGUCGUGGAGACGGGAAGCCCUUCGACUGGCGCAAGUUCUCGAACGAGCGCGUUUUGGGUCCCGAUCCAGGUCUUUGGAUGAUUGCUGGCGGUUUGCAUGCCGGAAAUGUGGUUGAGGCCGUACGAGUCACCAAUGCACCGGGUGUUGAUGUUGCGAGCGGUGUCGAGGUCAGCACCGACGGUCGCAGGAAGCACGAAUCAGGAGAAGGCUCUGCAGACGCGUAUCCGCAGCACAGCGGUAGGGUGUAUCGGCCGCGCAAGGACCCUGCUCGUCUUGAGGCCUUCUUGGAUGCACUUUGCAGCGUCUACGGUGGUCGCAUGAUCUAA